Molecule: messenger RNA, 1038 nt
Organism: Ustilago hordei
Lineage: Eukaryota; Fungi; Basidiomycota; Ustilaginomycetes; Ustilaginales; Ustilaginaceae
Exons: 1
Coding region: 1-1038 (345 amino acids)
Biological process (GO): regulation of transcription by RNA polymerase II
Cellular component (GO): mediator complex; core mediator complex
Molecular function (GO): transcription coregulator activity
Source: RefSeq, a predicted model, not a curated record
AUGACAGCCUCAUCCAGCUGCACAUCACCGCAAUUACCGCCAUAUCUGCCAUCAACGACAAACAAACCUGCGCAACUGCCCCGCGCGUAUCUCAAUGGGACACAAGAUAUGCUUAGCUUGUUUGGCUUGAUGCCCAUAUACGACCGUGCUGUACGUCCAUACAAUCCAGACACAGUAAAAGGCGACAAGGCUGGGUCGACAUGCGCGAAUGUAGCAGAAGCAACGGCUACCACAUCAUCCAACUCGAAAGCGACAGGAGAAGCACAGGGCGCUACGCCAACAGUAGCAACAGGCUCAGGCUCAGGAUCAGCAACGGCGCAAGGAGCAACACCAGGAUUGCAUACAGCUAAUGCAACCCCUCGUUCCGGAAAGCCAGCAACAAGAGGGACAGCCAACCAGACUUCUCUUGCUUUUCAUGCUUCUCAUGCUUCUCAUGCUUCUCAUGCUUCUCAUGCUUCUCAUGCUUCUCAUGCUUCUCAUGCUGCCUCUAGCACCGGUCGCAUCUCUACGCCUGCACUUCAACUCAACGGAGGCGCACCUACAUUCUCACUCCACACGCAUUCCUCCGCUAUCCUAGCUGCAUCACCUGGCCAACUGGCAGCGUCAGCAGCAUCAGCUGCACCGGCACGGAAAGCAAGCAAACCACCAGCCACCUACGCACACUAUGUCGAAGAUCUCGCCGGUCGAGUUCGUCCUGCCUCGAAACGUGCCAGGGCAGCAAAAGCGGAAAAGGGGACUUGGCUCAUCUCGAUCCUCUUCAAACCAGAGUAUACACCACAAAGAAUAGUGCCCUUCGAUCGAGAAACGAUGCAGGCUGCAUUCAGUCUAGAGCCUGGACCUGUGCCGGAGAUCGAUCAAGCACAGUUGGAGCCAGAUGAAGAAGAAGCCGUAAGGCCAAAGAAGAAAAAGAAGAAGAUCAAGCAGGAGGGUGGUGGUGGAGGUGGAGAUGGUGGAGAUGGUGGAGAUGGUGGUGGUGGAGGUGCGGUACAGGCGAGUUGGGGGCCUUCUUCUGCUGCAAGGACUCCGGUGAGGAGGUGA